Molecule: messenger RNA, 594 nt
Organism: Ipomoea nil (Japanese morning glory)
Lineage: Eukaryota; Viridiplantae; Streptophyta; Magnoliopsida; Solanales; Convolvulaceae
Exons: 2
Coding region: 1-594 (197 amino acids)
Biological process (GO): proteolysis
Molecular function (GO): aspartic-type endopeptidase activity
Source: RefSeq, a predicted model, not a curated record
AUGGAUAUUCACGCCUAUUCUGACUCAGAUUGGGCUGGCAAUCCGAAUGAUCGCAAGUCUACUAGUGAUUUUGUUGUGUUCUUGGGGAGUAAACUUAUAUCUUGGGUUUGUCGGAAGCAACGGACAGUAGCACGUUCUUCAACUGAAGCAGAAUACAAGAAUCUGGCUGAUGUAUCUGCUGAGAAGUCUGUGAUGCCUCCUCGCCAGCGAUCCUCAGUGUUUGAAGUGGUUAAGAAAUCUCGGUUGACCGAAGCUAGCAAUGCUUCUGGGGUAAUUGAACGGUGGAUCCGGAGUGGUACGUCCACAAGGGUAAGUCCUAGUGCAGCGGCUUUGCCAGCACACCGUGACGCAAGAGAGUAUGGGAGGAUAGAGGUUCAUCAUCCGGUGGUGGGGUCAUCUCAAGAGAGGGUGUUCACCUUAAAUGAAUUCCGAACAAGUGACAGUGACGUAGUAGUGGGAACCUUCCUUGUGCAAUCUGUGCCAGCAACAGUCUUGUUUGAUUCAGGGGCGUCUAACUCGUUUAUAUCAUCUGGCCUCGUGAAGAAGUUGGGCUGGAGUGAGGUUUAUAUCAUCCGGCGCUGGAGUGAGGUUUAA